AUGGCGUACAACAACCAAUACGGAGAUCCUCAUACAGGUUACGACAACGACCGUAGGCACGAUGAGGACGAGGUCGCCCGCUCGCUGCUGCACGAGAAUCCCACGGGCACCCAGGACCCCUUCUAUGGCAACCCAGAGGUCCGCCCCCAUUCUACUUACAGCUUGACCGAGACAUACGCAACCGAGCGGCCUACGCAAUAUCCUAGCGAGGCCCAUGCUGGCUCCGACAACUACUCGGCCACGGGGGGCUAUGACCCGGCCGCUGAUUUUGGGGCUCCCCAGCGCGCCGCCUCGCCCUACCAGCGCAGCGAGACCAGCUCGACCGAGGCAUGGCGACAGCGACAACAGCCAGGAGGCGCGGCCGCGGCCGCUGGCGGUCUCAAGCGUGGUAUGACCCGUAAGGUCAAGCUCGUCCAGGGCUCCGUCCUCAGUGCCGACUACCCCGUGCCCUCUGCCAUCCAGAACGCGAUCCAGGCAAAGUACCGCAAUGACCUCGAGAGUGGUAGUGAGGAGUUUACACACAUGCGAUACACGGCGGCCACGUGCGACCCCAACGACUUCACGCUGAAGAAUGGCUACAAUCUGCGCCCUGCCAUGUACAACCGCCACACCGAGUUGCUCAUCGCCGUUACCUACUACAAUGAAGACAAGGUGCUCACCGCUCGCACCCUGCACGGUGUCAUGCAAAACAUCCGCGACAUUGUCAACUUGAAAAAGUCUGAGUUCUGGAACAAGGGUGGCCCGGCCUGGCAGAAGAUUGUCGUGUGCCUUGUGUUUGACGGUAUCGACCCCUGUGACAAGGGCACGCUUGAUUUGCUCGCCACGAUCGGUAUUUACCAGGACGGUGUCAUGAAGAAGGACAUUGACGGCGUCGAAACCGUGGCUCACAUUUUCGAGUACACGACCCAACUGUCCGUCACUCCCAAUCAGCAGCUCAUUCGCCCGCACGACGAUAGCGCUAGCACGCUUCCUCCAGUGCAGAUGAUGUUCUGCCUGAAGCAGAAGAAUACAAAGAAGAUCAACUCGCACAGAUGGCUGUUCACCGCUAUUGGCCGCAUUCUGAACCCAGAAGUGUGUAUCUUGCUCGAUGCCGGAACCAAGCCUGGCCCCAAGUCACUUCUCGCGCUCUGGGAAGGGUUUUACAACGACAAAGAUUUGGGCGGCGCAUGUGGUGAGAUUCAUGCUAUGCUCGGUAAAGGCUGGAAAAAUCUCCUGAAUCCGCUCGUUGCUUCACAAAAUUUCGAGUACAAAAUCAGUAACAUUCUCGACAAGCCCCUGGAGUCCUCCUUCGGAUAUGUCUCGGUGUUGCCCGGUGCUUUCUCUGCCUAUCGUUACCGCGCAAUCAUGGGCAGACCUCUCGAGCAGUACUUCCAUGGUGACCACACAUUGGCGAAAAUCCUUGGAAAGAAGGGUAUUGAGGGCAUGAAUAUUUUCAAGAAGAACAUGUUCUUGGCCGAAGAUCGUAUUCUCUGUUUCGAAUUGGUUGCCAAGGCUGGUUCCAAGUGGCAUCUCACCUACAUCAAGGCCUCCAAGGGUGAGACCGAUGUGCCUGAAGGUGCUGCAGAAUUUAUUGGUCAGCGUCGUCGCUGGCUCAAUGGUUCCUUUGCAGCCGGUAUUUACUCGCUCCUCCACUUCGGUCGCAUGUACAAGAGUGGGCACAACUUCGUUCGCAUGUUCUUCUUGCACAUUCAGAUGAUCUACAACAUCUGUAACACUAUCAUGGCUUGGUUCUCUCUGGCAUCCUUCUGGCUUACUACCGUGGUUAUCAUGUCUCUCGUCGGUACCAAGACUGAUACUCGCGAUGCCUGGCCCUUUGGAAACGAUGUUACUCCCAUCAUGAACACCGUCAUCAGCUACAUCUAUCUCGCCUUCCUCGGUCUCCAAUUCAUUUUGGCCUUUGGUAAUCGACCAAAGGGUUCCAAGUGGUCGUACAUCAUAUCCUUCUGCGUCUUCGCUUUGAUCCAGCUCUACAUCGUCAUCCUUUCAAUUUACCUCGUGGUCCAGGCGUUCACGAGUCCUUCCAGUCAGAAGCUCGAUACAUCAUCAGCCAAUGCUUUUGCGUCAUCGUUCUUCUCCUCCGACGGUGUAGGCAUCAUCAUCAUUGCGAUUGCAGCUACCUUUGGUCUCUACUACGUCGCUUCAUUCCUGUACAUGGAUCCGUGGCACAUGUUCACGUCGUUCCCUCAGUACCUCCUGGUCAUGUCGGCUUACGUCAACAUUCUCAACGUCUAUGCCUUCUCCAACUGGCACGAUGUAUCUUGGGGUACAAAGGGUUCCGACAAGGCCGAUGCGCUUCCCUCGGCGAAGACAGAGAAGGCAUCAGAUGGAAAGCAUACUGUCAUCGAGGAACCAGAUCUACCUCAGGCCGAUAUUGACAGCCAAUUCGAGGCCACCGUCAAGCGCGCUCUUGCUCCCUACGUUCCCCCGGCUGAGAAGGACGAGAAGACUCUUGAGGAUUCUUACAAGUCUUUCCGUACCCACUUGUGCACAGCUUGGAUUGGUUCAAACGCUCUGCUCGCUGUUGUCAUUACUCAGGAAAACUUUGAUCGCUUCGGUUUCUCGUCAACCGCCUCCAGCCGAACCAUGCAUUUCUUCCAAGCCCUUCUCUGGGCCACGGCAGCCCUCGCGCUUGUCCGUUUCAUCGGUUGCGUGUGGUUCCUCGGACGCACUGGUCUCUUCUUCUGCGUCAGGAGGCGCUAA
Molecule: messenger RNA, 2700 nt
Organism: Plenodomus lingam JN3
Lineage: Eukaryota; Fungi; Ascomycota; Dothideomycetes; Pleosporales; Leptosphaeriaceae
Cellular component (GO): cell periphery; cell septum
Molecular function (GO): chitin synthase activity
Source: RefSeq, a predicted model, not a curated record